UGCCAUUUUGGGCUAUUUUGGGCAAAUCUUUUGACUCGCCCUUUGGGCGAUUGGGUGGCUUCGAAUUGGGGUGGGGAUAGAAAGGGGGAAGAAAGGAAAAAAUGUGGGUUUUUUUGGAUUUCUUCUAAUAAUUUCACUGGCUUGAUGAGUCAGUGUAGUCAGCUUGGAACCGGUGGGGUACUGGUUUGGUGCCCUGAGCUGGUUUUCUAAAGACUGCUUAUAUGAGAGCCCAUAAAGCUUGUAUGACAGUGUGUAGAAACCCAAAUGAGUAUGACAGUCUUCCUCGCAACUGUGUGCAGAAGAGCACCUUAUAUCUUCAACAUUGGUUUCUCUUAUAGUAGUUUUCCUGCUUUUUCAUUUUUCUUUAUGGGAUUUGAUUGUACGUACUUUUUCUUUGGUUCAGAUAUGCAAUCUAUUUUUGUGACAUUAUACCUUGGUUUCCUCUUUCAUUAUCAUUCCUUUGUGUACUUCUGUGCUUUUUCUGCUGAACUGAGGUUGGGCCUGCUGAUGUUUGUUUGUGCUAAAGACUGAGCAUCCUGACCAUAAUAUUAUAAUCCUUCGAUGGAAUUCCUUCCACCAAUCCUAUUUUUUCUCUACCAUAUUCCAGAAUAGUGGUCGAUGUUAGUUUUAUGUACAAAACCUGUAGUAUAAAAAUAAAGAUAAAAGAAAACAAAAAAAUAAAUCAUGAUUUUAUUAUUUAGUGUUCACUAAAUAUUCCUAUUUAAUUAAAUUUCUCCUUUUGCACUAUGAAUGUUUUGUAAUUUUACACAGAGAAACUUGUCAAAGUUUUUUUUUAGUGGUCGAUCAAUUUAUCAUGUCCUGCUGCCUAAAUAGAUGCCAAAGACUAUCGUUCUUAGAACCACUUCUUCAUUUCCUUGUGUACUCUAAUAUUUGCUAAUAGCUGCAGGAGUUUGAUUGGGAGGCUGCUGUUAAAGAAAUUGAUGAUGCGUGUGAGAGAGUCGCCUUGGCUUCAAAUACAGAAGAUUCUGAUCACCAAAUUUCCAUUGAUAAGAUGGCAAAGCCGAGCUCUGUACCAUGUUCUUAUAGGAAAUAUCAUGAGCCAAAUAAUGGUGUUGGUGGCCUUCAGUCCACUCUUGAUAGAUUUGUUCAGAAUAAUGGAAAUGUGCUUGGAAAUUCUGAAUCCUUUUGCACAAAUGUGGCUUCCAGUCAUGAAGUAGAGGAUACUAUGGAGAAAUUUUUUGUAUCUGGUGCCAUUGACCCAGAGGCAGCUAAAACUUGGAUUUAUCCAGUCAAUGUUCCUCUUCGGGACUACCAACUUUCUAUCGCUAGAACUGCCCUAUUUUCCAACACUCUAGUUGCAUUGCCGACAGGUCUUGGGAAAACACUUAUUGCAGCUGUUGUCAUGUACAACUAUUUCAGAUGGUUUCCUAAGGGGAAAAUCAUAUUCACUGCUCCAACACGCCCUCUGGUCCUUCAACAGAUUGAAGCAUGCCAUAAUAUCAUGGGUAUACCACAAGAGUGGACGAUUGAUAUGACUGGUCAGAUGAGCCCUUCAGCUAGAUCAAGUUUUUGGAAGUCAAAGAGAGUCUUCUAUGUGACUCCUCAAGUGCUUGAGAGGGAUAUACAGUCUGGGAUAUGCUUAGUGAAGGAAUUAGUUUGUUUGGUAAUUGAUGAGGCGCACAGAGCAAUGGGUAACUACUCAUAUUGUGUUGCCAUUCGUGAGCUAAUGGCUGUGCCUGUUCAGUUUCGGAUAUUAGCUUUAACUGCGACACCAGGAUCAAAUCAAAAAACUAUUCAGAACGUCAUUGACAAUUUGCAUAUUUCAAUUCUUGAAUAUCGCAAUGAAAGUGACGCAGACGUGAGCCUUUAUAUACAGAGCAGAAAAGUUGAGUUAGUCAAGGUUGCAAUGGGAAAUGAUGCUGUGCGAAUUCAUGAACUUCUUUUAGAGGCAGUGAAGCCAUUUCUGACUAGGCUUUGUACUCUUGGUGUGCUUUAUCUUAAAGAUCCUGCAAUGUUUAGCCCAUAUGAACUGCUGAACUCUAGGGACAAAUUUCGUCAAGCACCACCCACGAGUCUUGCUCAUGCACAAUUUGGUGAAGUAGAAGGCUAUUUUGGUGUCCUCAUUACGAUAUACCAUAUCCUCAAGUUACUUUCCCGUCAUGGCACAAGGCCUGCAUUUGAGAUGCUUCAGGAAAAGUUGCAGCAAGGGUCCUUUUCGAGAUUCAUGAAUAGGAAUGAAGCGAUAUGGCUGGCAAAACAAUUAAUGCAGCAGUCCGUGUCUCAUGGUUCUUCAAAUCCCAAGAUACUAAAAAUGAAAGAAGUGCUUGUUGAUCAUUUCAAAUCAAACGAUCCAAAGAGCUCAAGAGUGAUAAUCUUUUCAAAUUUCAGGGGAAGUGUCAAGGACAUAAUGGAGUCAAUAUCUGAUAUUGGGGGUUCUAUUAAAGCUACUCAAUUUAUUGGUCAAAGUUCUGGAAGUGGUACAACCGGACAGAGCCAGAAAAUUCAACAAGCUGUUUUACAGAUGUUUCGUGCUGGUGGAUACAAUGUUAUUGUUGCAACCUCUAUAGGAGAGGAGGGCCUGGAUAUCAUGGAAGUUGAUCUUGUUAUCUGCUUUGAUGCGAAUGUCUCACCUUUGAGAAUGAUACAACGCAUGGGAAGGACUGGAAGGAAACAUAAAGGACGAGUUGUUGUUUUAGCGUCUGAGGGGUCAGAGUUGAACGGAUACUUGAAAAAGCAGGAUAGUAACCGAAAAGUAGGGAAGCACAUGCAUAAUGGCGGACUUAAUAGCUUCAAUUUUCAUAUGAGUCCUAGAAUGGUUCCACAUAUCUAUAAACCAGAGGUUCAGUUUAUGGAGAUGUUGAUUGAAAGAUUUGUGCCACGUGGAAACAAAACAAAAGAUGAUCGAUCCUACUCUCCAUCUAUUAGUAAAAUAUCAGACUCUGAGGCUGAUUUUAUAGCAAAAUAUUUUAGGCCUUCCAGGAAAGACAGGUGGAAACCUUCUCUUAUUGCCUUUCCCCACUUUCAAGUGUGUCCAUCUCGGGUUUAUGAAGUACGACACUCGUUCAGAACAACAGAGAUGCUAAUUGACACCAUGCAGCAUCUUCAAGAACUAGCCUCUGUUUGGCCAUCAGAGCUGAAUUGCUUGGGAAAGGUUGGCAUCUGUUUAAGUGAGCAACCAGAAGAUGUACCAGUUCAACCAGAUCAAAUAAAAGAAUCACUCAGUAACCAUGAAGAACCUGAAGCGUUAUCAGAGCAUGAAAUACCAGAUGCUAUAGCACCGCUAGCAUCAUUGAAGGUUGAAGUCAUAGCACCGCUAGCAUCAUUGAAGGUUGAAGGCAUACUUGAUCAUCAGAGCUCCGUGUCUUCAUCAGCUGAUAACCUCACACAUAUUAAAGCACUGCCCAGUGGAAGUGACAACCUACCAGUGAAAGUAUGUAGUAGAAACGAUCUCUUGCACCACUUUCUUUUUGGGACUGGUAUUAUAACUGUGAGUGAGGUUGGUGGGAUUCUGAUUUCAUCUGUUCCCUGUCUCCCUUUGCCCAAAAACGUUUCUGUCUCUGAAAGUUUACCAAUGGAAGGUGGCAUUCUGUUAACUAAGUCCGCAGAGCAAGGUGUUCCUUCUUGUGGGGCAUCUCCUAAAGAAUAUAAUGGAGUAGGGGUGCAUUCAAAAACUAAAGAGGAGGAUUUAGGUUUGCCUAAUGUAAAUGAACAAGUGCAUCACAUCAGGAAGACAUUAUUUUCUCCCAAGUCUCCCAUUUCUGAUGAAAUUGUUCCCCAAACGCCAAUUUCUGAAGGGAAAAUAUUGACAAAUUGUGAAACUGAUGUUGCCAACACACCUGCAUCUAUGGAAGAGGAUAUACUAAUUUCACCAAUUGGUGAAUCUAAUAGUAUGGAUCUCAGUCCGAGGUUAACAAGUUUCAUUGAGAAGGGGGUCGUUCCCGAGUCCCCUUUGCUUGAAGCAGUGCAUCUUUCUUCCGUAGCACAAAACAUGGUCGAUGUAAAGGUGCCUGUGGAGCUUAACAGACAUCAAUUCCAUUCUGAACCACCUCUUGAGUGUUUACAAGAGAUGAAGAUGCCUAUGAGUUCUACUCAUUGUGUUGCAAAACCACCUGAUAGCUCAGCAAUAAAUCAGCUACCUGAUCCAGCUCGAUUAUUGUUAGAUAUGCAUAAAUCAACUACUAAAAAUUCUCGAAAUUUAAGUCCAGGGAAGGAUGCAGAGGCGGAUGUACUUCAUUUCCAAAACCUAAGAAUUUCGACCUCUUCUACGAAUAAGGAAAAUUGUGAGCCUGUGGUUAAUCAGUCCAGCAAUAGCUGUAGCAAAGACUGGCAGCUGAGCAGCGGAGCAGCAUCCAAUUCUGUUCAGAAACCAUGCAAAUUAAAAAGGUUGCGUAAGUGUGCUGAUGUCAAUGAGCGGCGACAUUCUCAGGCUUCCAGGAAGAAGCAUGAUGGCAUCAGGGCGAACCUCUACAAUGCAUUUACUCAAGCAGAUGUCCCUGAAAUGACUCAUAUAGAUCAAUGGAGUUCAAAAGCGCACCCUAAGGACUUCAUUGAUGAGGAAGCAGAGGUGUCUUCUGAUACAGAGGUAUCGGAAGACAAUGAAGAUGAGAAUGAGAAUUACGGGGAAAGCAAUAGUUUCAUUGAUGACAGUGUAGAGCCUUCAGCAGCAUAUUUACUGGGAGAAACUGGUGAAAGAGACAUGAUGGCCAUUUACAGACGCUCAUUGCUCAGUCAAUCGCCUAGGGAGAGACAACUAGACCUACUGGCCAAGUUUCACUGUGCAUACCUGUCCCCAACACCUACCCAAAGAAAAGAGGUUUCUUUCACAGAAACUGAAGCUUGUACCAAAACACCUCAUCAGAGUGAUUCAACAUCUAUAGAUCGAUCUAUAUGUAAAAAUCCAGUCUCGGGUACAAAAGAGAAAGCUGCUGCUGGUGAAACUUUCAUGGAAGAACAGGAUCUGAGUUUGGAGACUAGAAAAAGGAAACUGAAUCUCCAGCAAUUUGGCUAUGAUCUUCCAUGUCCCAAUGGUGAAGAAGAUAAGUCAGAGUCUCAGCCAAAUGAGCUCCAUGAAAGUAAUUGUGACCCCUUUGAUGAUGAUAGUUUUUAUGAGGGUAUUGAUCUCGAUGCAAUGGAGGCACAGGCUACCAAAAUGUUGCAAUCUAAGUUAAGGUCAUCGAUGCAGCAACAGCGUGAAGCAAGUAAAGACCCGCUUUUGAAAAAUGAAGAUUUAGGUAUUUGUUCUCCUUCAUUUGAUCUUGGGUUUGAUAGAUGGAGCUGAUCUCUUAUCAUCCUUGAGUCUCUUCGGGGCGCUCAGUUGUAUUGGCAACAUGGGUUGUUACGUUCAGCAUUCAAGGGAUUGCCAACUUUCAACAAUCUAGGCUCUCAAACCAUGUUGGCUUUGAUCGGAGGCUACUAUGAAUCGUUAUUUUGCAGAAGUGGUACGUAUUUAAGAGAAUUUACUUUCUGUUGCUCAGAAUAUGAUUGGUGGUUUUUGUGUAGGAAAGAAACGAUUGUAAGUUAUUAGUUGAAGAGGAUGCAGAAUACUUUCUAUUGUAUGUAAUGGAUUGAAGGAAUCUUGAAUUUGGUGAACAGAACAUGUCAUGCUGCAAUUUCUGAUGCCAUAUUUGCCUUAGGCAGGUACUGUAGUUUGCCUCCUCGUUGAGGAAACUGUGGCUUUGUAUAUAUGAGACUGGCUUUGUAUAUAUGAGAGGGUGGAGGUGAUACCAUAUUGUAUAUAGCAUUUGCUUCAGAGAUCUAAUUAUGUAUCAGUCCCCCAGGAGCCUAUGUAGUAUUGCUCUGCAAAGUAAUCUAUAUUCCUGAAGUUCU
Messenger RNA from Amborella trichopoda, 5787 nucleotides. The record is from RefSeq and is a predicted model, not a curated record. NCBI's taxonomy places the organism in Eukaryota, Viridiplantae, Streptophyta, Magnoliopsida, Amborellales, Amborellaceae.